UGUGAAAAUAAGAUCCAAAAUGGAAUUGCAUGUCUUGCCAAAUCUUGGUACUUUAAUUAACUGUUGAAGCCCUCACUUUAUAGACAUUGCUUCCAGGCCUUUGGAAGCUUGUGUUCAAAAAAAUACUUUGUUUUUGACUGGACGCUUUUAUUUUGAAGGCCGAUCCUAGCAUUUAGCGCGUGACCGGAAGUUUGAUCUUUGCUGCAGCGAUGCAUAGAUCUUCGCGUUCUUAUUUAUCGUAUUUGACCUCAUUCCAAGUAAGGCUUGAAACCUGUGUGCCAAAUAAAGGCGUCUUAAAAUACAUUUUGUUUCCCACCUUUUUAAUAAAUAACCAAUUGCAUURAUUUUUAACAAGUAUUUACUGACCACUGACGUUAGCUUAGCAUGUUUAACUGUCCACAACAUGCUGUUUUUAUUUUCUCAGAGUCAAAAAAGACAUUUUUAUGAAAGACAGAAGARUGUGUUUGUGAUGGAGUUUAGGGAGACAAAGCUGCUACUCAGUGGGUGAAKAUGUCUGCAGUCCAGAUGCAGAGAGUGUCGAAGAAGCAUCAGAAGUUGGUGGAAGAAGAACCCGGAAGUCCACCUGAAGAAAAGCUGUCAUCUCACUUUGAUGAUGUCCAGAGGGUACUGGUGGUCAAAGAUGAGUUUUCUCCUGAUAACUGUUCCAGUCUGGACCAGGGGGACGAAAAGCCCCCAAAGAUCAAAGAAGAGCAGGAGGAGAGUGACAUCAUAGAGUUCACCUUCAGUCCUGUUCCUGUGAAGCGCGAGGAUGACCAAAACGACCCUAAUUUCUCAGAGGUUCAUUCUUGUCCGGAGAAGAGGAACAGAGACUCGGCGGAACCAGAACCACAUUGGAGCUCACAAUCAGCCAUGGAGGAGAAAACUCCAGAGUCUUCAGAGACGGACGUUAGUGAUGGAAACUGGGAGAAGGGCGGUGAACCUCAGCCAGGUUUAAACAGAGACACCAAGCCAAAGUUAUACAGCUGUGCCGAAUGUGGCAAAACAUUUGAAUACAAGUCGCGUCUGUUGAAACACUGCCGAAUCCACACGGGAGAAAAACCCUUCAGCUGCUCUGUUUGUAAAGCAACGUUUACGUGGAAACACUCAUUUGUGCAACACACGAGAAUCCACACGGGAGAGAAGCCUUUCAGCUGCUCCAUCUGUAGUCAGUGCUUCAGUCGGAGGGAAGGAUUAACUCGCCACAUGAAACGUCACACUGGAGGCAAACCUUACGUCUGCUCCGUCUGCAACGAAGCUUUUACCUGGAAGCAGAAUUUGGCGGAGCAKGUGAAAACCCACUCAACAGGAGAGACGUUCAGGUGCUCCGUUUGUAAAGCCGAUUUUAAGAAGAAACAGUCGCUGUUGGAUCACAAAAGAACUCACAGGGAGGAAAAAUCUUUUGUCUGUUCUGUGUGUGAGGCAACUUUUAGAGAAAAGCACAAUUUAGUGCAGCACAUGAGAAUCCACACAGGAGAGAAACCUUUUAACUGCUCCAUCUGCGAGACGUCUUUUACACGGAAGCACUCAUUUGAGCAACACUUGAGGAUCCACACGGGGGAAAAACCCUUUGGCUGUUCGUUUUGUGGUCUAACUUUCAGCAGGAAGAAAAAUUUACUCCGUCACAUGAGGCGUCACACUGGAGGCAAACCUUACGUCUGCUC
Molecule: messenger RNA, 1661 nt
Organism: Austrofundulus limnaeus
Lineage: Eukaryota; Metazoa; Chordata; Actinopteri; Cyprinodontiformes; Rivulidae
Product: zinc finger protein OZF
Biological process (GO): regulation of transcription by RNA polymerase II
Cellular component (GO): nucleoplasm
Molecular function (GO): DNA-binding transcription repressor activity, RNA polymerase II-specific; RNA polymerase II cis-regulatory region sequence-specific DNA binding
Source: RefSeq, a predicted model, not a curated record